UUUUCCCCCACUGUACACUAAAAGGCUGCGAUGGACUGGCGACCUGUCCAGGGCGUACCCCGCCUUUCGCCCAAUGUCAGCUGGGACUCACCAAACAGGAGCCGCCUCAGUUGUUAAGCUGAGUUUCAAGGAGCUGAUCGAGCCGUACAGGCUGAAGGAAGACGACAUGGAGCAGGAAGCCGCAGAGAGGCUGAAGGCCCAGGAACCCUGGAGGAUCACUGACAACGAACUGGAGCUGUACAGGGCCAAGACCAACCGUCAGAUCAGACUGAAUGAGCUGCUGAAGGAACACUCCAGCUCAGCAAAACUCAUCGUCAUGAGCAUGCCUUUGGCCAGGAAGGGUACGGUGUCGAGCGCCCUCUACAUGUGCUGGCUGGAAACUCUGUCCAAAGACCUCCCACCUCUGCUGCUGGUCCGGGGGAACCAACAGAGUGUCCUCACCUUCUACUCCUAACACACAAGUGUACAGCGUCCACACACUCAUACUCUGUCUACUGGUCUCUGUGUAUAUUUAUUAAGGUAUUACACCGCCUGCGGCUGCCCAACAACAGAAAAUAUUAUCGUGUUUUGUGACACAGAUCUGGAACGAAAAGAAAAAGUGUUAAAGUCUAAUUCUGUGUUUUCCAUUUGGCUUAAUUUCAGUAAAUUUCUUUCGAUUCCUUAACAGAUUAAUCAACCCAAUCAACAUUACGAUGGCUGUUUCAUUAAUCUGCAACAAUAACAGGCUGUAUAUUCCCUGGCUGCUGUGUGUUUUACGUGAAUGAGAGUAACUACAGUAAAUAUUAAUGUUUUAAUGUUUAUUUAUAAUGAUGAAAUCAGGAUUUCAGAAUGUUUGUUGGUCUUUAGGUGACCUGUGAUUAUUAAGUGGUGUUUUCUUUCACUGGGUUUCAAGUAGCA
Molecule: messenger RNA, 897 nt
Organism: Micropterus dolomieu (smallmouth bass)
Lineage: Eukaryota; Metazoa; Chordata; Actinopteri; Centrarchiformes; Centrarchidae
Product: solute carrier family 12 member 2-like
Exons: 4
Coding region: 74-454 (126 amino acids)
Biological process (GO): potassium ion homeostasis; cell volume homeostasis; potassium ion import across plasma membrane
Cellular component (GO): membrane
Molecular function (GO): sodium:potassium:chloride symporter activity; ammonium channel activity
Source: RefSeq, a predicted model, not a curated record